AUGAAGGCCGCUUUCCUCUUCGCUCUUGCCACUUUGUCUGGCGCUUUGGCUCAAACCUGCCCAUCUUACGCCGUCACCGUCACUCCUCUCCCAGUUACCGUCACCAUCACCGCUAACGCCACCACCAUCACUGCUCCUACCCCAACCCGCUACGUUACCGUCCCAUGCCCAUCCACCAUCUGCAAGCCCCAAACCUGCGGAAACUUCCUCAAGCGUUGCGACGCCAAGAACGACUGCUGGUGCGGAUUGAGCGCUGAAGGUACCGCUGUCUGCUUCCAGAACUCCUGGUGCAGCGGCCUCAAGCAGUGCAAGACCACCCGUGACUGCCCACAAGGCUCUACCUGCUUCGUUCAAACCUGCUGCGGUGUUCCAGUUUGCGUCAGCACGACUUGCAAGUCUCCAAACCCAAUCAAGAGGGGCUUGGAGAACAGAUUCAGCAAGAGAGAAAUUGCUCAGGACGAUAUGAUUGCCUUCAAGAAGGGACAGGAGAUCCCAUCUUUCGAUGAGACUCGCCCGUAA
Orbilia oligospora ATCC 24927 is the source of this 519-nucleotide messenger RNA. RefSeq lists its product as uncharacterized. NCBI's taxonomy places the organism in Eukaryota, Fungi, Ascomycota, Orbiliomycetes, Orbiliales, Orbiliaceae. The transcript is spliced from 3 exons. The record is from RefSeq and is a predicted model, not a curated record. The coding region runs from base 1 to 519 and encodes 172 amino acids.